This is a messenger RNA of Aphanomyces astaci, 1036 nucleotides long. RefSeq lists its product as hypothetical. The record is from RefSeq and is a predicted model, not a curated record. The transcript has 4 exons. NCBI's taxonomy places the organism in Eukaryota, Oomycota, Saprolegniomycetes, Saprolegniales, Verrucalvaceae. Gene Ontology annotation, biological process: tRNA wobble uridine modification. The coding region runs from base 13 to 591 and encodes 192 amino acids. Gene Ontology annotation, cellular component: elongator holoenzyme complex.
CCGACUCGAAUCAUGGCGGCGGCAGCAUGGCCAUCCGAGCUUGUCUUCACGCCACUGAACCUGCCGCGAAAAGAGUUUAUCUUGAUCAAUGACGUCGUCGAAGCAUCCGGUUCCUUCUUCAUGCACCACAUCACGUCCAUGUUCUUGAAAGCAGAUCAACGUGUGUGCGUUGUUGCAUUGGCCGAUAGUUUGGAUCAUUUCGCUGCCGUCGGUCGCAAGCUGGGUGCGAAUGUCGUCAAAGCGCAACACGCCAGCCCUCCGUCGUGGCUUCACAUUGACGGGUUCUCGCACCCCGCAGACUGGUGCAAGCCACAGCAUCUUCAAGAAGACGCCCCAUCAACCCCUUCCUCUGUCCAUGCGACGUUCUCCCCAGCCUCCGACGACGCCGCAUCCCUCUGCGCGCUGUUUUGUCAAGUUCGCGACUUUGUAGGCACUCAAAGCAGCCCGGUUUGCAUUGCAGUCGACGACACGUCGGCCCUUGUGGAUAUGUUUGGUGUUCGAAACACAUUGACGUUCCUUCGCUACUGCCGCCACUUGGCGUUGUCGACGGCGGUACUUCCAUUGCCCGUGUGUCCUUCUGCCACGUCAUAACCUUGUCGUUUGUAUAGUCGGUGUUGGUGGUGGUCAAUCACACGGACGUGGAAGCCGACGGCAUGUAUUUUACAGCCGCGUUGACCGACUUGGCUACGUUUGAAUACUCGGUCCGAGGACUGGACAGCGGGUAUUGCAAGGACAUCCACGGCGCUGUACGUAUGUUGAUGUGAUCUGACUGCUAAUAAUGACUUAAGUUCCUUCUACUAAUGUAUUCAUAGGUGACAAUGCGGCGACCCGUGCUGUUGGCAGUAGACAAACCACUAGACACCGAACGAGGUGUGACUGUCCAGUACAAGCUCGUGGAGAAUGGCAUUCGCGUGUUUCCAUAAAAUUCCGUACUACAAAGUACUGUUACCGUGAAAUACCAAGACUCACAUAUAUAUAUAUAAUAUAUCAGGACCCCGGGUCGAAGAUACACAGUGUUUGGUCGACUCUACAAGCA